GUUUUUUUAAAGAAGGCCACUUUUUUCGAAAAAACCCUGUAGUCUGGACACAUCCUCAGUGGUGCUCAGUCUUCUUUAAUGUAAGCCACAGCUCUAUAUACAUUGACCUCACAUUACACUUUUUUUUAAAAAAAUGUUACCAACUAGACAAAGUACUUCUCUUAGACUAUUACCACAGUAUAUUGUCAAUAGGACAAAGAAGCAGUUAUGGUUCACUGAAUCCUAUAUAUCUGAAUUAAAAUUAAUCUUCAGUAAGAAACUCUCUUUCCCAUUUCCCCCGCUGUCAGCCUUUGCAGGGUGAUGCAUUUGAUGACUUUGUACAGUAGAUCAUUUCUUCCUCUGAUGUAUCGGAUCCUUAUUUUGUAACUGGCUGUAAAUCCUCUUGAGCUAAUUGAUGCAGUAUCUUUCACAUUACAGCUAUUAAAACUAUACAAAGCAGUCAUGUAUUCAGUUUGACUGAUGUUGGGAUCAUGUUGGUAUCAACAGUACAACACAACUUCAGAAUACUAUUUCUGUCUGAAACCCUGCCCCCAGGAAAAUAUGAUUGUAAAGCCCUGAAACUUGACAGGGGGAUUGAAUACCUGAUACAAUUUUAAUUUUUAAUCGUAGAUUUCAAGGUGUUGGUUCCCUAUGAAUCCACUCACUGGGCAAAUUCUUUCCCCAUUCUGAGCCCAUAAUGAGAAGAGAGUAAAUAGCAUGCUGGUGAAAAUUGCAGAUGAUGCUAAACAUGGAGGACUUAAGAGAAAAGAUAAAUGAUGCAAAGGUCAAGAAAUCAGAAAUAUAUUCAGAAGGGAAUAAUACAAAGGGACAGAUUCUAAUCUAUUGUGAUUCUCUGCUGCCUACUCCUUUCCCUCUCCCCUAAAAGUGUUUAUAAAGCAUUGGAAGCUUGAAGCUGGAGCAGGGAUUCAUUUUGUACCAGUCCUGUUUUUCAGAAGAUGGCUGCUGUUUGGAAAAAGCUAACUGUUGUGGGUGAUGUUGCCUGUGGCAAGACAUGUCUCUUGCUUGCCUUCUGCAAGGAACAGUUUCCCAAAUGCUACGAGCCAACAGUGUUUGAAACCUAUACCACUGAUGCUGAAGUUGAUGGGAAACAAAUGAAGCUGAUGCUCUUUGACGUAACAGGGCAGCGCCAAGGUAAUUUGCAGCACUUCCGUUCAUUGUUCUACGAAGGCACCGAUGUCAUCUUAAUGUGCUUCUCAGUGGACAGGCCAAAUUCACUGCAGAACAUCCUUGACAUUUGGAUUCCAGAGGUCAAACUAUUUUGCCCCACAGCUCCUAUUGUUCUGGUGGCUACCAAGAAAGAACUGAGGAAAGAUGAGGGAGUCCUGGAAAGACUUGCUAAACAGGAACAAAAUCCAGUAAAGACAGCAGAAGGAAAGGCCUUGGCUGAUAGCAUUGGGACAUAUGCCUAUCUGGAGUGCUCUGCAAAGACAAAAGAUGGCACUGAAAGAGUCUUGCAGAUUAUUGGUCAAGCUGCACUACUUGAUGGAACAAAGAAGAGAAGAAACCAUUGUGUGUUCUGCAGAUUGUUGUAGGAAAAGCAAAAGUUAUUUUUUAAAUGUAUGCAUGUGUAAUGUAUUAAGAAAUUAGAUCACAUGUGGGUGUUUUCUGAGUAUUGAAUGAAUGUUUCACAAGGCCAGAUUGUUCUCCUUUGUGGAAAAAACUGGGUAGAGCAGAGGAACAUGCAAAUUUUCUCUUGAAGAAUUUCUAUUAGGUUAUUCUGCUGGGGAGUGAGUGGGACUUGCCUCUUCCUACUCCGUCAGGAGUGGGCUGGAGGUACAAACUCCAGAACCCAUGGAUGAAUGGAGAUUUGCACAGAUCUUGAGAGAUGAAAGUGAGGCCAAAGCCAGAAUUCUCCAUAGAGGUAUUGUGAUUCUGCAUUACCUAGACCUUAUUCCAAGCUCCUUGUUGUCACAAUGUUAGUGAUAAGGCACUGUGCUUCCCCUAUUUGCAACUACCUUACACCUACUCAUGGAAUGUACCCUUAGGGCAGAAAGGCUCCAUGUAAACAUACAUACAAUUACAGGCUAUAUUAACUUGAUAGUUGAUAGUGAUAGUUCACUUAUUACUGCUUUGCUUUGGGGAUCAAGGGCACCAUUUGAGGAGAGUGGUGGGAGGGUAAAGCCCCUGAUACAGGGAUGCCUCUUCCUCUUUUCUCCCUUCCCCUCACUGUCAGGGAGCGAGAGAAAAGUGCACAGCUUGUGUGCAUUCCUCUCACUCUCGGUUGAUGAGGGGAGGGACCAGAGGAGUAAGUGACCCAAGCAUUCUGGUACAAGGGUCUUUAGCUCCCAUCCCUUACCCUCCCAAAAUGGCAUCCUUGGUGAGGACAAUGCACAUGGCACACGAAAGCCCAGCCUUCUCCAAGUUUAUAUUCCCUAUGGCCCAGGUCUGGAGAUUGAACAUAGGCACACUUAACUGACAGAUCAAGGGAAACAAUGAUUUAUUACUUUUUUUUGCUAACUUCUUGGGCUAUUGUUAUAUUUCAUACUAGAAAUCUAAUCUUCCAUUUUUUGGCCACACACUAUUAAAUAGACUUUUAAAGGCGGUCAGAGUAUUGAUGCUGAGCAAAUAUGUUCACCCAACACCAUGCAAGACUUUGCUCUAGAGUGGAGGCCAGCAAAGUUCCAUUUGAAUGUUUUGUCAAAAUUCAAGACAACUUUUUUCUAAGGUUGCAAAGACUCUACCAGGUGGUACAAACUUGCAGUGUAGGUGCAGCCUUCCCUCGCAGACAAAGUUUCUCCUGUUGGUAUAGGAACACCAUCUUCAUGAGUGAUGUUAGGGUAUGUCUACACUACCCCCCUAGUUCG
Pelodiscus sinensis (Chinese soft-shelled turtle) is the source of this 2804-nucleotide messenger RNA. Lineage: Eukaryota; Metazoa; Chordata; Testudines; Trionychidae. The record is from RefSeq and is a predicted model, not a curated record.